This is a messenger RNA of Dictyostelium purpureum, 765 nucleotides long. RefSeq lists its product as uncharacterized. Lineage: Eukaryota; Evosea; Eumycetozoa; Dictyosteliales; Dictyosteliaceae. Bases 1 to 765 code for a protein of 254 amino acids. The record is from RefSeq and is a predicted model, not a curated record. The transcript is spliced from 2 exons.
AUGACAACUGAUAGAAUAGAAUCAUAUCAUCCAAAUAAUAAAAAAAAUGAGGUAAAUUCAUCAAAACCUUAUUCAUUGGAUGAAAAAAGUAAAAGAAAUGAAAAUAAUGUCGAAUCACCACUUUUAAAUGAAAAUUCACCAUUAUUUAAAGAAAGAUCAUACCCAAUGGAGUCGUCAAUUGAUAUUGGCGAGGGAAUGUAUUCAAUAGUAGAUUACAGAAUAAAAGAUAAUUUGGAAUAUUAUUCAAUGUGGGGAAAAAUACUUUGUUUCACUCAGUUAUUUAUUGGAAUAUUCCUAUAUAUAGUUUGUGAUAAAAAUAGUUAUUUUAUUUUAACAACCGUUGCAAUUAUCUCUCAUAUUUUCAGUGUUAGUUUAGGAUUAUAUGCAGUUGCUAAAAAACAUAUUGUUUUAAUUAUCAAUUAUACUAUUUAUGCAGUAAUUAUUUUAGGAUGUACUCUAGCAGUCUUCAUAUUAUCAGCAGUUGUAAUGUCAAUGGAUUAUCCAUGGUGGUUAUUUAUUAGCGGAUUGCUUUCACUAAAUCUUCAAAUCUUCGGAAUUCGUUAUUUAGUUUCAUUAUUUUUAUUAUUAAAAGAUUUACAAAAAAGAGAAUUAUAUAUUUCCCAACCAAAAUUAAUAAAUAAUAAUCCAGUUGCUCAAUAUACCCCACAACCUUAUUUAUAUCCAGGUCAAAAUUACCAACAACCACAACAACCACAACAACCAGUAUAUUAUUAUACACAAACUUAUCAACCUCAAACUAAAUAA